Messenger RNA from Trichoderma virens Gv29-8, 2286 nucleotides. RefSeq lists its product as uncharacterized. The record is from RefSeq and is a predicted model, not a curated record. The annotation marks the transcript as partial. The transcript has 2 exons. NCBI's taxonomy places the organism in Eukaryota, Fungi, Ascomycota, Sordariomycetes, Hypocreales, Hypocreaceae.
CUCUGCCAAGAAUGCAAGCUGCUUGACAUCGACGGUCUCUUCGGCAAAGCCUCUAAAGACUUCAAGAGAGCCAGAAAAGGUCUAAUCAAGCGCCCUUCAAAACUUUACCACGGGCGCGACGCCGGUCCUUUAUUUUACGGAGAUGCCUUCUUUGCGCAUUCUUUCGGGAGUCGCCUAUCGGCGAGGGCAACCUGCCCUUUAUGCCGCUUCUUUUGGUCAAUGAGGAUCCAACCGGAUAAGCGUCAUGCAAAAUACAAGCUUCUUGGGUUUUGCAGCAGCGAGAGUUGGAUAUUUGGCCUCUCAAAAUUGAAGAAGAGUCCUGCUUGGCACAAUGCACGAGAUACGGUAUGGAUGGGUGUAGUGCCAGAUGUUCCGUCUAUACCAAUGUCGGGUCAUGGCGAUAAUUGGCUGGAUAAAGACAUCCCAGCUGUUGGACCAAUUUACCUUUUGCAGCCUGGCAAUACCAAGGAGGAUAUUCCCGCGUUAUUAGAAGCGAGGCAUCUCAGUGAAACAGCCGAUUUCACUGUUUUACAAGAGUGGUUCUCAUUCUGCCAAAAAUGGCACUUGAACUCCUGCAGUCGACCGAAUAAGGGCGAUACCCUUACUCGAGGAUUUCGUGUAAUUGACUGCGAGAAGGAUCCGCCAGCAGUGGUGGAAAUGCCCUGGGGAGUUGAAUAUGCCGCGCUCAGUUAUGUCUGGGGUCAACGACCGGAAGACUUGGUUGACUGGCCCGCAACAGUUCUUGAUGCUGUUGCGGUAUCUCGUAAAUUGGGAUUGCGAUACUUGUGGGUUGAUCGAUUAUGCAUCAACCAGUCUGAUCCUGUGGAAAAGGACUAUCUCAUAACCCGAAUGACUACGAUUUACGAAUAUGCCGAACUCACUAUUGUAUCAGCCUCUGGGUCUGGGGCCAGCGAUGGUCUCCCUGGGAUACGAUCGAUGCCUCGGAAAAGUCAACCCAAGAUUCUACUAGAAAGUGGGAGUCUUUUAGUUUCUGCACUCCAAGAUCCCCGCCAAGAGAUUCUGGCAUCCGAUUAUUGGACGAGAGGAUGGACAUACCAGGAAGGUGUCUUGUCGAACCGACGUCUAGUAUUUACUGACCACCAGGCGUAUUGGGAAUGUCGUUGCAUGGCUACCCAGGAGAGCCUUCAGAUGCCUUUAGACUUGGUUCACAAAAAUCACAUUUUCGCGGAGAAUGCCACCGGUUCGCGAAGGAGAGAGAUGCCGCCUCAGAUACCCAAUGGACAACAUAUGGAGGACUAUAUUUUGGGAGGAAUCUUCAAGAGUGAGACGUCUGGCGGAGAUUUAGAGAUUGGCAAUCAUCAUCGAGACGUUAUACAAACCGAUGAAUACCGGCUGGAAUAUGGGUUUCCUGCUCCGGACGAAGCAUCUAUUGGAUCGCAACUACGAGCCCUGGAUGAUCACAUCCGUGCCUUUUCCGCGAGAAAGUUGAGUCAUGGCGGAGAUUCACUCAAAGCAUUUCUUGGCAUCGCCGGCAUGUACAGAGACAAGAGACUGUGUAUAUACCUUGGCAUUCCAAUGUGGAUGGACGACAUACUAUGUGACUUGACGGGUUCUUAUAUCACGUUUGCCCUUUCGGUCUGUUCAUGGUACCAUCGCAGCGGCACAGAGCAUCAAAUGUUCAUUGCCGAAGAGUGUCCUCGCAGAACGCAUCUGCCAUCCUGGACAUGGGCAGGGUGGCAAGGGACGGUAUCAUGGCGAGCUCCGCCUUCAGACGAGCACAGCGUCUUCAUGAGCGAUCUUAUCACAGCAGAGUCACUGCAGAUUCACCUGGUAUGGGCGGCAGAUCUGUAUCUAAGAUCGGCAUGCGAGCCGGUGUGCUUACGGCUGCUUAAUCUGUAUUCCACGGAGGUGUUGGAGGCGGAAACCCCUACGCUACUUGAAGUACGGAACCCUCUGGUAUUGAAGUAUACGGUGAGGCAUGAAGCCGAACGACAAGAAUGGGAUAAGAAGUGGUACCGCAUCGCCGGCAGGCUUGCUUGUGUCAGCAUGUCCAUUUCAAUAACAGAAGAAGAUUGGACUCGAAAGCACGAUACUGGGGAGCUCAUCAGCGUGCUCAUUUUUGCAGCUCAACGGCCCCGUGCAGAGCAUGGCAGGGCAAGGUUUUUGACGCUGCGGAGGGUUGAGUCUGAUUCGUUUGAGACGCGGUGGGAGAGAGUUGGGACCCUGCAGUUAACGAUUCCGGAGGUCGACUUGGAUAGGUGUUUUACGAAUGAGGAGUUUCUGAGGAGGAUUCCUGUGAGAGAGUGGAGAGGUGCAAUUGUCAUC